CAUUGAACGCAGAUUGUACAACAAUGAAAAACAGUUUGAACGUGAAGACCUACUCAAAGCCUGGGAUAUUUUACUAAAAAUUCUUCAUUUGUGCCUUUUGAAAGCAAAGUAGAGGCAACUUUUUUUUCUCGAAGUGACUGCCCAAGAAGCCCAAGGCGUCUUACUGGACUUCCCGAACAAAAUACACACAGCCCGAAUUUGCCAAUGACAUAACCAAGGAUUUGCAGACUCUUCCUGGGGUUGAGUCGGCCUGCCCCAACGCUGCUGGAUUUUUGUGGUAACAUUGUGAAAUUGAAAGGAAGCAGAUUUGCCAGUCACCAUGCCAGCCCUCUCCACCAGAGCCGGCAGUGAGAUAGGUCUGUAUGAGCUGUUGUCUGUACUGCCGUCUCAGCUGCAGCCUCAUGUUGAAGGCGCAGAUGACCGCUCUUUUCUACACGCUAUGUUUGGGGAGAGGAGUCUACAUUCAUUGGUCAAGAUCCAUGAGAAGUUACAGUGUUAUGAAGACCGCACUCCAACUCCAGUACUGGACAGCGCCGGCUCACUGGCUCAAGACUUGACGGAGGAACUUCAGGGAAAAAGUGCAAGUAAUGAGAUGAGAGAGCUUGUCAAGCUACUGUCCAAACCACAUAUAAAGAGUUUGUUGUCAGUUCAUGAUACUGUGGCCAGGAAGAGUUACGAUCCAGAACUUCCUCCUCUGCCAGACGACAUUGAUGAUGAUGAAGAUUCUGUCAAGAUCAUUCGACUGGUCAAGAAUAAAGAGCCUUUGGGUGCCACCAUAAAGAAGGAUGAACACACUGGAGCAAUCAUAGUGGCGCGCAUCAUGAGGGGCGGGGCAGCAGACAGAAGUGGGCUGAUACAUGUCGGAGAUGAGCUGAAAGAGGUCAAUGGUAUCCCUGUAGAUGACAAAAAACCUGAGGAAAUCAUUUGCAUCCUGUCCCAGUCGCAAGGUGCCAUCACGUUCAAAGUAGUCCCAGGCAUCAAAGAGGAGGCACAAAGCAAAGAGCCCAAGAUGUUUGUAAAGGCGCUUUUUGACUACAGUCCAGCUGAGGAUAAGGCGAUCCCUUGCAAGGAGGCAGGCUUGGCAUUCAGAAAGGGAGAUAUCCUGCAGGUUAUGAGCCAGGACGAUGCCACCUGGUGGCAGGCCAAACUAGAGGGUGAUGGCAACCCGCGCGCAGGACUCAUCCCAUCCAAACAUUUUCAGGAGAGGAGGUUUGCAGUCUGGAGACCCAUGACCGUCACGACUCUUCAGAGAACCCCCAGCAAAAGAUUUUAUGAUGAGACAGUUGAAUGGGUGGAGGACAUUGAAGAGGACACUGAGUUUGCCUCCUAUUUAAGUGGACUCCAUAUUGCGGGUCUACGGAGGAGUUUUCGUCUCAGCAGAAGAGAUAAAAAGACAAAUAAGUCGAUGUAUGAAUGUAAGAGAAGUGAGCAAUACGACACAGCUGAUGUGCCCACUUAUGAAGAGGUGACGGCCUACCGCAGAAAACACGGAGACAGGCACAGACUUGUCUUGUUAGUUGGUCCUUCUGGUGUUGGUUUGAAUGAGCUAAAAAGGAAAUUGUUGAUAUCCGAUCCACAACAUUUUAGUAUCACCAUCCCACAUACCUCUCGAUUGAAGAGACAUCAGGAAAGUGAUGGAGUGGAGUAUCAUUUUAUCUCCAAACACCUUUUUGAGGCAGAUAUUCAGAACAGCAAAUUCAUUGAACAUGGGGAGUAUAAGGGAAACUACUAUGGGACGAGCUUCGACUCUGUACGUUCAGUCCUUUCUAAGAACAAGGUGUGUCUUCUAGACAUACAGCCACAUACACUAAAGCAUCUUCGCACAGCCGAGUUUAAGCCCUAUGUUGUGUUUGUGAAGCCUCCAUCCAUCGAGCAUUUGAGUGAGACCAGGAAGAACGCAAAAGUCAUCUCAGGCAAAGACGAUAAGAACUCAUCCAAACCAUUCUCGGAGGAGGACUUCCAGGAGAUGAUCAGUGCCGCUCAGAUGAUGGAAAACCAGUACGGUCACCUCUUUGAAAAGGUCAUCGUGAACGAUGACCUCACGAUUGCCUUCAACGAGCUCAAGCAGGCGCUCAGGAAAGUGGAGACAGAUACUCAGUGGGUGCCCGUAAGCUGGACUCAUUCCUGAGUGGUGGCACAAAACAGGACAAAAGGAACAAGGCAUCAAAUUUUGGGGGGGGAACUAGGGGAAGGACUUGAAGAACUAUGAAAGAUUUCGUUUUAUUGUGUAUUUUAUUUUUGGCUGUAGAUGGUGAUGGAAAAUAUUUUAGUUCUCUUGACACAUCUGAAGUGUUUUAUCUAUUCUCGGAGACUAAAGUGGAAGCGUAUAGAUUUGUUUUUGUUUUGUCGUGGUGGAUAUAGCUGAACGGGUGUAACUGCACUCAAAGUCAGCAAACGUCUGAUUGGUUAGCCGCCACUGAGAUAGUGUUUCAGACUGCCAAUCAAGUGGUCUGGUGGUGUUGACCACUCCUUGGUAUAUUUUUAACAUUAGUUUAUAGAAACCAAAGGGAUGGUUAUUAUUUUUGUGUGCUCAAAGCUUUUUGUAUUUCAGAACUUAACACACCGUACUCCAUUGGCCUGUUACUCUGCAGCUAGUUUAAUCAGCACAGCAUUAAC
Sinocyclocheilus rhinocerous is the source of this 2616-nucleotide messenger RNA. It is a transcript of the gene mpp7a, whose product is annotated as MAGUK p55 scaffold protein 7a. The transcript has 20 exons. Lineage: Eukaryota; Metazoa; Chordata; Actinopteri; Cypriniformes; Cyprinidae. The coding region runs from base 320 to 2128 and encodes 602 amino acids. The record is from RefSeq and is a predicted model, not a curated record. Gene Ontology annotation, molecular function: protein binding.